AUGGCGCGCAACAAGCUGAUGGUCAUCAACGCCGGCAGCUCCAGCCUCAAGUUCAAGCUGUUCCAGAUGGGGGAGGUGGGCGGGCAGGCGCUCAAGGCGAUCGCCUCGGGCAUCUGCGAGCGCGUGGGAGACCCAGGCGCCUCCUUCAUACGGGCCAAGGCCAACGGCGGCGGGGAGACCAAGGAGGAGCAGCCGAUGGCGGACCACACCUCGGCCCUGCAGAGCGUGUCGCAGUUCCUGAGCGGCGCAUUCAAGGGGGACUUCACCCGCGAGGUGCACGGCGUGGGCCACCGAGUGGUGCACGGCCGCGAGAUCAGCCAGCCCGUGCUCAUCACCAACCAGAUCCGGGCUACCAUCGACAAGGCUUCCGACCUGGCGCCGCUGCACAACCCGCCCAACCUGAUGGGCAUCGACGCCGCCAUGAGGACCUUUGCGGGCGUGCCGCAGGCGAGCCCUCUGUAG
Chlorella variabilis is the source of this 462-nucleotide messenger RNA. RefSeq lists its product as hypothetical. The transcript has 4 exons. Lineage: Eukaryota; Viridiplantae; Chlorophyta; Trebouxiophyceae; Chlorellales; Chlorellaceae. Gene Ontology annotation, biological process: phosphorylation; acetate metabolic process. Gene Ontology annotation, molecular function: acetate kinase activity. The record is from RefSeq and is a predicted model, not a curated record. Bases 1 to 462 code for a protein of 153 amino acids.